UUCAGUUUCAGCGCUUUGCGAUUGCGAUCCAUGUAUUCCUGCUCAGGCUUUGCAUUUACAAUUCGUGGUGCUCUGUUUCUCCUGUUCGAGUUCGAGCUUGCGAGGUUUCUACCUGUAUUUCUUGAUGAAGCGUGUGAUUGGAGAACACAACACGUUUUCUUUGUCCGUCUUGCCUGCUAGAAACUUUGGGGGUGUCUGGAUCAUCUCGUUUCCGCUCUGCUAGGGGUUUUCUGUUGAUUUCAGACUUCAGUAGCUGCAACCUGCAAUCGGUGAAAGAAAGCGUCUUUUCGUUUUUCUGAAGUGAGAAGAACUGAAUUGCCCUGCCUGUGAUCAUUUCACAUUUCGGGACCGCGCAUCUUCUCUGAAGAAGGGUUUUAACUUUACGAUUGACUAUGAGAGGAAACUUGAUAAAUCCACUGCGUGUUGACACUGCACUUUGUUCCCAUUUUUUUUCCUAGUGUUAAAGUAAAAGCUAGAUAUUGAUAGUUUGCUGCUGGUGUCUAAAUAUCUGAAAUGCCAUUCUGAUUUUCAAACUUUCACAUGGCAGUAGUAAUCCAUAUGUGUGAAAUUAAGUUUUUCCUUGAAACUCCUUCAGUCUUUGUGGUGCGAAAAUAGCACUGCCAAUCUCACCGUAUUCAACGGAGUGACAUUCCCGGCAUGACUCUGUUGUUUGACUCGCGCCUGUUAAAGUUAGGCACGGAAGCAAAUUCAGCAGCCUAAAAUGUGACAGGAAGUCAGGUCAUCUUCCAACAAGUCAGUCUGAAAUAUGUGUCCAACGACGCCACAUUAGAAACUAGAAUUUAUUAGGUUCUGACGACUUAGGCAGGACCAAUUUGUUCACUUGAGAAUUCAGUAGUGUUUUUCUCUCACGACAAAUAAGCAAAUAGUAUUUUCAGUCAUAGCUUAUCAGCCAAGCGAACAUAUGCGUAGGUUCGGCCUAACCAUGUUGGAAAUUGUACAGUGGCAUGGUUUAUCUGUAUCAGUGUGUCAGUAACUGCAAAUACAAAGCUUACUUGUUUGCAGAUCUAUUGCAUCGUGUCUUUUUGGUUUUUCCUCUCGGUCUUCAUAUAUCUGAAUCGAGAUCGGAGUGUAAUGCUUGGAGCUUUUCUGAUGGAAGCUUGCUAGCAUGGAACCGAGGAGGUUAGAGCAGUUAGUGUUCCUGCUCUGCUGCGUUGCGGCAAUCACAUGCAGGUUACACACACAAGCUCAGGCCCAAACAACUCUGCAACACACCGAAACCUCAACUCACACUGGAGCAGUGGGUAGGAAUUUGUCAGAGAUGGGAAACAGAUCGGAGAGCUUGCUGUCUAGAAGAACGAGGAGAGUUGAUCCUCUUGAAGGACUGAGGAAGUAUGAGGGAGGGUACAACAUCACUGAUAAGCACUACUGGAGUUCGACCAUAUUUACAGGUAGAUCUGGAUAUGUGAUGUCAGGAUUAUGGAUUAUCGGUGGCAUCAUUUUUGUUGUAGUUAUUCUCAUCUCGAAGAUUUUCUUCCCAAAAAAGAAAGAAAGAUACACUGACUUGGACUAUUUCCUUGAGAGAUAUCAAAUUUUGACUGUGAUACUCUGUAUCCUCCUCACAGUUUUUGUCAUAGUUUCUUCAGCAGUUGCGCUUCGGGGCACGGUACAAUUCCACUCAAGAGCUGAAUCUGUAAAAGAGAUAAUUGGGACGACUGCACUCGAGGCGACAGCGACAAUUUACAACAUAACAGGUGCCAUUGAGAAGAUGCAGAACACAUCGAAUCUGUACAACUACACAAGCCAAGCUUGGGAUCAUCUGAACUCCACAGUUGAGGCGCUCAACUCCGAAGCCGUGGAGAUUCAGGUGAAGGCGGAGAAAAACAUGCGCUUGGUUAGCAAGGGAAUCAGGACUCUGGAACUUGUGACAAUUUUAUGUGUGACACUGAAUCUUUUUGCAGUUCUAGUGUUACUGGUAGGGAGGCCUCUAAGGCUGCAAAAGUUGUGUUGCUUGUGCAUGGUCUUCUGCUGGAUACUGACAGCCCUAUUCUGGAUGUACUUUGGUCUGUACUACUUCUUCGACAAGUUCGCCGGCGACACGUGUGUCGCCCUGGACGAGUACCAGCUGAACCCUCAGAACAGCACGCUGGGCACCAUCAUACCCUGCAGCGAGAAGCUCUCCGCUGACGUGAUCCUGCACGACGUCGGUGCGGGCAUCCAUGACAUCAUUGACCAGGUGAAUUCAAACAUUUACACGAUCAAAUCAGAGUACCCGGUGAAGCAGCUGGACUACAUCUGCAACCCCUUCACCGGACCGCCGCAGUACCAGUACCAGCCGGAGAACUGCCCCUCCGGCGCCGCCACCAUCGGCGACAUCCCACAGAUCCUGAAGAGGCUGACGUGCUCAGACUUCGGCGGCGGCGCCAACUGCCGCCCGGCCGACCUCUCGUCGGCGAUCGACUACGACAAGGUGCAGUCGUACACGAGCUCCAUCCAGAACGUGCUGGACAUCUUCCCGGGCACGGAGCGGCUGGUGAGCUGUGAGCUGGUGAAGGCCGGCUUCGCGGACAUCGUGGGCAACCAGUGCGCCCCGCUGCGGCGCGGCGCGCGCGCGGCGUGGGCCGCGCUCGCCGCGCUAUCCGCGUCCAUGGUGCUGCUGAUUCUGCUCGUGCUCGUGGCGACCAACGCGCGCCACCCCGGCGACGACCGCCUGUCCGUGCGGCACCUGACGUCGUCGACCAACUCGGAGAUCUCGGAGGCGGAGUUCGCCGAGAUGCACGCCAAGAAAGUGCGGACCAGGGUCGGGCCAUGAGCUGACCCGACAAAGCUGACAUCCAAUUCUUUUUGCUGUUCUUUGCCAUUUCCGGAGAGGAAAGGGAGAGUUGAGGAUACAUACUGCCGGCGGUAGAGACCGAUCCGGAAGAGAUCGUCCACCGCCGGUGCGCCAUUGUUGCUCAGAUGUUUGGUUUUGUUGUCUCAGAUGGUCUGGAGAAUCCAGCCAUUCUGUUGGUGGUAUAGGAGAAGCAAUUGGUUUCUGUAUAUGAAGUAUGAACAUCAAUCUGUAAUUGCAAAAGCAUUGAAACAUACGUGCUGCACAAUUUGAUCUUUA
Molecule: messenger RNA, 3067 nt
Organism: Sorghum bicolor (sorghum)
Lineage: Eukaryota; Viridiplantae; Streptophyta; Magnoliopsida; Poales; Poaceae
Exons: 8
Coding region: 1127-2770 (547 amino acids)
Cellular component (GO): membrane
Source: RefSeq, a predicted model, not a curated record